Molecule: messenger RNA, 635 nt
Organism: Lucilia cuprina (Australian sheep blowfly)
Lineage: Eukaryota; Metazoa; Arthropoda; Insecta; Diptera; Calliphoridae
Product: glutamic acid-rich protein-like
Exons: 2
Coding region: 48-554 (168 amino acids)
Source: RefSeq, a predicted model, not a curated record
UAAACCGAAAACAUAUUUUGAAAUUAAUCAAAUUUAUUUUCUAAAUAAUGAAUUUUACUCAACAAAUAACUAUAAUUUUUAUAAUAAUUUUCAUUUUAACAUUUACAUCAAUUACAAUUCAAGCGAGAUGUUUGAAUAUCUCCCAGACUGAUGCAGGUAUUUGUGAAGUCUCUAAAAAUUUCUCUGAAAUGGAUGAGAAUAUUUUAAAUGAUAUUAAAACUACAACUAUAUCGCAAAAAUCUACAAAAACAAUUAAAGAUAGUGAUACAAACAAUAUCGAGAAUUGCUCUUCUUCAGCAUAUAAUUUGCAGGAUAAAUUAAUUAGCUUGGCCAUUGAAAAUCUGUUGGAUUUUCAUAGAUUAAACAGGCACAUUAAUCAAUUUCCUAAUGAAAUAAUAGCGAGAGAAAAAAGAGGACAUAGUACCACACAUACUAAGGAUGAGAAGGAUAGAAUAAAGAAACGAUCUAUUAGAGAAUCAAAAGAUCAUACUUUCAAAAAGCAUAAAAAAUCGAAACGUCAUCAUUCUUAUAAGAAGCAUCGCAAAUCGUUUUAAUAUUAAUAUUUUUUCUUCUAAUUUAUUUUAUGUCAUAUAUUUUUCAAAAUAAUAUUUUAAUUAAAAUGAUUUGUCAGUGAA